AUGAGGAACUUCUUCACCAUCGCUGCUCUCGCAGCUCUGGCCGGCUCUGCCGCUGCCCAAACCUAUACCGAUUGCAAUCCCCUUAACAAGACCUGUCCCGCGGACCCGGCCCUCGGAACUGAACACACUUGGUGGUUCAACUCGACACUCGACUCAACGAUUUGGAAUAUGAGCACUGGGUCGAUAUCCUAUACCAGCGACGCCGCGGAGUUUACCAUCUCGAAGGAAGGCGAAUCCACCCUUCUGCAAUCCAACUUCUAUAUCUUCUUCGGCGUGGUGGAAUCUUGGGUCAAGAUGGCCAAGGGUGGGGGUGUCGUGAGCAGUGUGGUUCUGGAGUCGGAUGAUCUGGAUGAGAUCGACUGGGAAUGGGUGGGAUAUAACACCAGUGAGGUGCAGACCAAUUUCUUCGGCAAGGGUAACACCACCACCUACAACCGUGGCGGGACGCACUAUGUCGCCAAUGCAGACACCGAGUGGCACAACUACACAACUUGGUGGGAUUCCGAUAAGCUGGAAUGGUGGAUCGAUGGCAAUCUCGUGCGAACUCUGCUGUAUACCGAUGAGACCGCUUUGGGUGGUAGGAACUACCCGCAAACACCCUCCCAGGUCAAGAUCAGCAACUGGCCUGCUGGUACGAAGAGUGCUGCCCAAGGUACCAUUGAAUGGGCUGGUGGUUUGGUAGAUUAUUCCAAAGGCCCAUUCACCAUGAGUGUUCAGCGUAUCCGUGUCCAGGAUUUCCAUUCGGGCAAGGAGUACAGCUACGGCGACAAGACUGGUGACUGGAGCAGUAUCAAGGUCACUGGCGGAAACUCGACUGUCCUGGAUGAGCUCAACAAGCCCCCUGCCAAGACUCUGGCCGAAAAAUGGGCAGACCUUGGAACUGGUGCGCACAUUGGAGUUUACGCUGGUGCUGCUGGCGCUGGUGUCCUGGCAAUCGUUGCUUUGGCACUUGUGUGCUUGCGUCAGCGCCGGAAGGGUCGCCUUGAGCAUGCUCUGGAUGACUCGCGGUACGCUACUGAGCGAACAGAGAUGCAGAACUUCCAGAACGACUGGAGGCAGACCGAGUGGAAGAACGGCGGCUACAGCAAGGUUAGCAACUAG
Molecule: messenger RNA, 1101 nt
Organism: Penicillium cataractarum
Lineage: Eukaryota; Fungi; Ascomycota; Eurotiomycetes; Eurotiales; Aspergillaceae
Product: glycoside hydrolase family 16 protein
Exons: 2
Coding region: 1-1101 (366 amino acids)
Biological process (GO): fungal-type cell wall organization; carbohydrate metabolic process
Cellular component (GO): fungal-type cell wall
Molecular function (GO): glycosyltransferase activity; hydrolase activity, hydrolyzing O-glycosyl compounds
Source: RefSeq, a predicted model, not a curated record